This is a messenger RNA of Mus pahari (shrew mouse), 4692 nucleotides long. RefSeq names its product ATPase Na+/K+ transporting family member beta 4 (gene Atp1b4). The record is from RefSeq and is a predicted model, not a curated record. Gene Ontology annotation, cellular component: sodium:potassium-exchanging ATPase complex; nuclear inner membrane. The transcript is spliced from 8 exons. Gene Ontology annotation, biological process: regulation of DNA-templated transcription; sodium ion transport; potassium ion transport. NCBI's taxonomy places the organism in Eukaryota, Metazoa, Chordata, Mammalia, Rodentia, Muridae. The coding region runs from base 494 to 1657 and encodes 387 amino acids.
CCUUCCUGAUGAAAUGUCGCAUUUCAUAUUCCAUGAGAAUUUGGUGCAUGGGUUUUCUGGGGAUCAUGUGGACUAGCCAAUCUAGUAUACAUGACUUCUGAGGUGAAGGAUGGCAAAAUCUGUGCAAAUAUCCCUCCAGCGUCCAGGCAGUAGCCCUGAUAGUACCCACUAACUACCGCUUGGAGGGCUUCACAUUGUGACUAGACCACAAAACAUUAGGAAAUACAGACCUUGCACAUAUAUGUUCAAAACCUGGUUUGGGAGAAAAAUGUAUAUGUAAGUUCACACGUGAGUAAAAGUUUUAAGAAUGUGCAUUAAUUCAUUUAGUAUUGAAAGAUAGGCAAGGUUGAUUUUCCUAAGUCUUAUACUGUGAAUCCAUGUCAAAGUCAGAAAUCCUUGAUUAUAAGCACCUACCAUUUGGGAACACAGACUCUAAGACAUCAUCAUGUUCAUAAAUCUGCUAAGCCACUUCUAGCCACUUGUGUUCAAUGUGAUGGAGGAGAAACUGUGCAGAGUAUCAAGAGACACAAGUUCCGAGACUGUCAACUCUGUCAUGGAUUUGCUGUGUGGCUUUGGCCAGAUCCUCUCCCUCUCUGGAACUCAGUUGGACAAUCAUAUUUUGGAAGCCCCCGUAAGUUCUGAUAUGGAUGAUCAGGAUGAAGUGAAUCACAACUAUUUAGCAGAUGAAGAGGAGGAAGCAGAAGAGGAGGCUCAGGUGAUGGUGGCGCCUGGUCUGGAGGAAGAGGAAGAAGAGGAGGAAGGAAAAGAGGAGGAGGAGGAAGAAAGGGAGGAAGAAGAAGGUCAGGGUCAGUCAACAGGCAGUGCCUGGUGGCGGAAAUUGCAGAUCGUGAAUGAAUACCUGUGGGACCCGGAGAAAAGGAUGUCUCUGGCCCGAACAGGUCAGAGUCGGAGUCUUAUUUUAGUCAUUUACUUCUUCUUCUAUGCCUCCCUGGCUGCUGUAAUCACCCUGUUCAUAUACAUGCUGUUCCUAGCCAUCAGUCCUUACAUGCCGACCUUCACCGAGCAGGUGAAACCUCCUGGAGUUAUGAUCAGACCCUUUGCUCAUAGCCUUAACUUCAAUUUCAACGUUUCUGAACCUGAAACUUGGCAGCGUUACGUGAUUAGCCUAAAUGGCUUUCUCCAGGGCUAUAAUGACAGUCUUCAAGAGGAAAUGAAUAUAGAUUGUCCUCCGGGUCAGUACUUCAUCCAAGAUGGGGAUGAAGAUGAGGACAAGAAGGCCUGCCAAUUUAAGCGCUCCUUCCUGAAGAAUUGCUCUGGGUUGGAGGAUCCCACUUUUGGAUACUCUACUGGACAGCCUUGCAUCCUCCUCAAGAUGAACCGGAUUGUAGGUUUUCGUCCUGAGUUUGGAGAUCCUGUGAAGGUGUCCUGCAAAGUUCAGAAAGGUGAUGAAAAUGACAUUCGAUCCAUCAAUUACUACCCAGAGUCUGCUUCUUUUGACCUCCGCUACUACCCUUACUAUGGCAAAUUGACUCACGUUAACUACACCUCCCCGCUGGUGGCAAUGCAUUUUACAGAUGUGGUGAAGAACCAAGCAGUGCCUGUACAGUGCCAGCUGAAGGGCAAAGGCAUUGUAAAUGAUGUCAUCAAUGAUCGUUUCAUUGGGAGGAUAAUUUUUACCCUGAACAUAGAAACCUAGGAACUCCAGGGAGCCACUCCCACCAGCUCUGAUUCUGAUUCUGUUCAAUAUUGUGUCACCCCUGGUAGCCCCUCAAUUCCUUUUUUUUUUCAGUUAAGACACAGCUGGAUGGACGCCUAAGACAGCAGAUCAUCUUUCCUUGCCUUUGACGUGUGUAUGAAGUGAUAUUGUGGGACCUGCUUGGUUUUUUUUUAAGGUUAUCAUGUCUCCUGAUGACAAAUAUGACUAUAUUAAUUUCUGUUCCUUCACUUCAAAUUCAUACCUAUUUUUGCUGCUAGAAGUCUCACUAUAUACAAAAACAGUAUCUGAUAGCAUUCACCAUGGUCAGGAGAAUGUUCUAUCACGUUUUCUAAAAAUAUGUUGGCUUUAGAGGUAAUAUUAUUCCCCAACAGGUAGAUAAUCUAACCAACCCAUAGACACCUUUAAAACUGUCUGCCAAGGUCUUUUCUUAGAAAGAACAUCAGACCAACCUAGACUACUACUCUCUCUACAGAACUUUAUAUCUGAGGUGGGGGUUUGAAAAUUUGGCUGUCUCCCAUAGGUGACUCAAUACUGAUUUAAAGACUCCAUUAUUUUCAGCCAGGACAGCAGGAUAGCAAGCAAUGCUGACAUGUUAUUGAUCUGGGCUAGAAAUGAAGACCUUCUGUGAGGCUUUUUGUGGGGAGAUUUAGAUCCUAGUAUAAGUGAGAAAAACUGUUAGCAUAGGGUGUGCUUGGUUUUGAGUGCUCUGUAGUUUAAUCAUCCAAAGGCAAACACUCCAGGCAGAAGAGAAAACAUGAAAAAAAAUCUUUGGCCAAAUCUUCUUGGCCCAUAUGCUUGAUAGUUGUGUGGUUUUCUUUGAGAUCAGCAGCAAUGGGUGCCUUGAACCCCACCCUCCACCCCAGCUAGAACCUUGGGGAUUGUAAUUAGUGUUCUCCAGCUAAAACAUGGCAAGACAGAAAGCUUCUGUCAGGUCUCCCUGAAGCCAAUGCUCAUUAGCCAGUUUUGCAUCUACUUUUUAAAAAUCACAUGAGGCAGAUGUUUAUUCAGGUUGUGGAUCAGCCAAGUGACUUUGUUUUUAUCUUUGGCCAUGUGACCAUUCCAAUCGCUUCUUAACACCUCCACCAGGGGGAGGGCUGGGACAAAAAGAGGAGGCAAGCAUUACAGAUUAGCAUCCUGUCGGGGGUCCAAAGCAAACUUAAAUUCCACUUACAAGGCUGCAGAGUCUGAAUUUACUCUACAAUGUUUAGUUUCUCCCAAAGCAGGGAACUGGAAGACUAAUGGGGAAAGACAAGUGAAACUUGGCUAUAAUAUAGGGUGACAAGAGACCUAAAAAUAGUAUAUGGAAAUGCUAUGGGAAACAUGAGGCACAAUGACUCUCUCCAGCUGUGAAAGUAGCAGAGGAAAUUACACAUUCGAAGCCAUAAGCAUAAAGACAUCUUGUGCUUUGGUAAUUCUGAACAGUUCACAUGAGAGCUCAGAGAAGGAUGAGGAGACUGGAUUGCACAAGUAUUUAGAGACGUUGGGAGAAAGGGAGUCUUUAAAGUGUUUUAAUCAGGAAAUCCCUGUAAGCACAUUUGCAUUUGAUCAAGAGCACUGGGGCAGUCAUAACAUCAGGAGUGAAUCCAUGACAGAAAGGACAAAACCAAGACAGGAACUGGGGGAGAGGAGGAAGAGUGGACAAAUGAGCCCAGGAUUUUGAGCUUGGCAAAAAUCAGUGAGAUAGUGAUAUUGAUAAUCCAGAUGAGGUAUAAAAGAGAAAGAGACUGGAAAGGAAGUUGUCGAGAUCACUUUGGGGCAGUUUUAUCUUGUGAUUUCCUCUGGUCAGACACUGAUAUAGACAUAUGAACACAUGUAGAGUAGAAGAGAAGGAAAGCAGAAGACAAAAGCAACAUUUGAUGAAGUGAACUCAUUUAGGAAAUAUUUACUCUUGGGAACUUGAGCCAGUUACGUAAACACACUGAUCUAGCUCUAACGUGGUGCUUUUUUCUGGGUCUUGUUGCAGAAUGGGCUGCUAUUACUCUUGGGACUCUCCCUUCAAAGCCCUUCUAAAUAUUCUCCAUACUAGUGAGGGGCAGACACCAUUUAACAAGCAACAGAAGAUGAGCAGGACGGCAGGGCUACAUAAGACACCAACACAAAAAUCCCGACUCCUCCGGAGUUACUUUCUCACCAAGUUCAAGUUUCCUAGCCUUUGAACAGAAAACUAAUAAAAUGAAAAUGAGAACAGCUUGAGACCAUUUAAAAAUGGCCUUAAUCAAAACCUUAAGAUUUAAUAGCAAAAGAGUAUACAGCAUCUGAUCUGGAAAGGGUCUUUAAGGGAAACAACCUGCAUUGCAUCUGACUCCAGGUCCAGUGCUCUCUCAACUCAGAGCUGCUGCUUACCAGGAAAUACUAUCUUUUGAAAAAAUUCAAUAGACCAUAUCCCAAACAUUCUGAAACAUGUCAAACUUGAGUUAAAAUAGUUAACAUUUCACAGGAAUUCAACUACUGGUGCUAUAUUUUAUACAUAAUACAUGGUCCUGUUGAAUAUGUUUAACUAUUAGAUAAGAAAUUAGGAAUGAUUUUGUCAUAUGUGUUUCUCAUUCGGUGGCAGAUAUAAUGUCCACAGUUACAAAGAAGUAUUCAAAAGUACUAAGACAGUUUGGGCUGUCAGCUGGAACAUGAAAAAUAGCUUUCGUAUUCAAAACUGGAUAUUAUACAGAACUGGAUUAAUGAGUAUGUUUGUUUGUGUGCAAUUCUAACUGUUCAAUAAAUUUCUAGUUGAUUAAUUUAAAUGGGCUCCCAUACUGUGCUGUACCAGGAUUUGAUUUCUAAACCAUCUGUUGCAAUGCACUUGGCUUUACUUGUCAAUGAGAAAUACUACUUCCACAUGGCUUCAUGGUUUUGUUCUUGCAAUACUUUAUGUAUGCGUUUUCACUUUUGACUCCUUUGAAAUCAUUAUUUUAAAGAAAUCUUCCUUAGGCAUCCAUUUACUUGGGGUCUUCAAUGUAGAAAAUAUUUAUACUGUCUUGGGGAGUUGGUGCCAACAAUAAAUGAAAUAAAAAGCAGUGUAU